Molecule: messenger RNA, 429 nt
Organism: Vigna unguiculata (cowpea)
Lineage: Eukaryota; Viridiplantae; Streptophyta; Magnoliopsida; Fabales; Fabaceae
Source: RefSeq, a predicted model, not a curated record
AUGGAGGGCUUGGACGUAAUUCUGGGAAUGAAUUGGUUGUCAGGCAAUCACGUUAUUGAUUGCGGACGACGUAGUGUGAUUUUCCUAGAGACUUUGGGGCUGGAGUUGAUAUCAGCUCAAAAGGCGAUUAGGGAGGUAGAAGUUGGAGCUACUUGCUUCAUGAUAGUGGCUCAAGGAGAGAAGAAGAGCACAACUCAGCAGAUCAGAAGCAUACCAGUAGUGGAUGAGUAUGUUGAUGUCUUCCUAGACGAGAUUCCAGAAUUGCCACCGAGUAGGGAUGUGGAUUUCUCUAUUGAUCUCAUCCUUGGAGCGGGACCAGUUUCUAUGGCAUCAUACAGGAUGGCGCCAGCCGAGUUAGUUGAACUGAAGAAGCAGAAUGAAGACCUGCUUGAAAAGAAGUUCAUCAAACCGAGUGCAUCACCAUGGUGA